AUGGAUUAUGGACCUUUGGGGAAGCAUACUACCAAUGCAUUCAAGCUUAGUACGGCACUCGCUCGGCUUGGACUCAGCCAGUACGAGGAGCGCCUACAAGAAAACGGCUUCGAGGAUUGGGAGACUGUGACAGCGAUCACAGAAACCGACAUGGCCAAAAUGAACUUCAAGCGGGGUGAUCGUCGGAAACUUCAGCGUGCAAUAAACGAGUAUAGCAGUGCAAACGCAUCGCAUAGAGUGUAUGAGGCCGAAAACUUUCCUCUGCCAUCCGAAGGGCUACCCGCCGUUGGAGAACAUUCCGAGGCGACGCCACAACCCUCACAGCAGGCAGCGCGUACGACUAGACCGUAUCGACGGCACCCGCGACCAGAUCCCAAUGCUCCCCCCAAGCCUAAAACGGCUUAUGUGCUCUUCAGCGAGCAUGUUCGACAGGAUCCAGCACUCAGCCGUUCGUCUUUUACUGAGAUUGCCAAGGAAACAGGAAAGCGUUGGAGGAAACUCUCUCAUGAAGAACGAACGACCAUCUGGGGAACACCGGCUGCUGAUAGGCUGCAAGAUUACAAAAACGAGCUCGAGCGUUACAAGCAAACCGAGGAAUACCGGAGCCAUCAAACGUACCUUGAGGGAUUCAAGCAACGACGGCACAGCCCAAAAUCGACAACAAUAUUGGAUAACAAAGCUGCAUCCACUUCCGAACUCGCCUCUUUUGGUCCCCUAACCGCCUCAGAGGCUCAGAAAGAAUUCGAAGCUACCCGUCAAGAGAGCUUGGACACAGAUGAUGCAGAUUUAGAGGGCGGCUCGCAAGACACGGCAUCGCUCGACGAGGAUGGGGUGGAGGAGGUGCGCCAGAUUUCGAAAGCCCUUGGUAUCAACCCUCACUUAAUCAGAGUUGCUGCGUUUCCACCAGAAGACAUGACAACCAAAGCUGUUGAAGCCUUCGUCCAUGGUACAGGUUCGCUUCUCUUUCUUUGGAACCGAGACGAAGCUUUCGACCUUGUUAGAUCUGCUUACCACCCACAAGACGACUCGAAGCCAGUGCACGCAACCGAAGUCUUUGCAAUAUCAGCAGUAGGAAGCAUUUGCGAUGCAGAAGCCCAUACGAUGUUGGCUGGGGAGAAGUUUCUACAUUUCUUCCUGUACAUGCUGUCCUCAUCUUCAGAUGUUUGUGCCCUCCGCCGCAUGCGGCUUUUUGCUUGCCUGGCGAUAUGUCGGUUCACUAAUAGUGUGGAGAGUGCAAGGAGACUUAUGUUAUUAGCCCUCAGUAUGGGUAGGCAGGCAUUUACGUCUCCAUCGUUUGAGGCCGACACAUCCGAAGAGAAAGUACUCUAUUGGCGGAAAGUAUUCCGAAGCAUCGUCUUUCUAGAGAGCUGGUUUGCAUAUAAUACGGGUCACGAAUCACGGGUUACCAAACAAGAUCUGACUGUACAACUCUACGUACCUUUUACCCUUCAUAUCAUCCUCCUCCGCACGUUGAGCAAAGGGGUAGAGUCUUUCAAGAUUGAUCUUGCUAAGUUCCGCUUAAGCAAUACCUCGAUCGACUCGGAAAAUUUGGACGCUCUAAAACACGUCGAAGAGCAAUGCGUCUUAGCCGCACGACAAUCCGCUCGGGUAGCGUCGCUGCUACAGAUUGACAAUUUGAUCCGAUCGCAUUGUUGGGUUUCUGUCUAUACCAGCUUCACUGGCUGUUCAUUACUUCUGUUCAGUGCUUCGCAGAAACUACUCGAGCUCUCUGGAGAAGAAGCUAGUCAAGAGCUAUCAUACGCAGCUUCGCAUUUGACUAUCCUCGCUUUGUGCAGUUACGAUAACACCAUGGCGAGAAAGCUCUACGUACAGCUUCAGAUCAUUUUCAAUGAUAUCAGAGGAAUCGUAGUGUCACCGGUUUACCGCACAAUGUGCGAGAUGCGCAUCAUCAUCAAAGACGUAGCGCUCGUGCCGCUGUCGCAUUAUCACGCAGUUGUGGGGGCGGAGGAGCAAACUGACUUUGGACCAACCACGAAUGCUCGAGUAUUCGAUCAAGAUCCCAUGGACCUCGAUCCCCCAGUAAGCCCACCAGACCCAGAUGUCCAGUAUGCUGAACUUCAAUCACGUUACGCAAAACUGGAACGUGAGUAUCAGGAUAUCUCUGCUCAGCGCGAUGCACGAGUAGAACAUCUGGAAAACGAGAAUGGAGAUCUGAAAGGCCAGUUGCAACGAUGCUCGUCGGAACGUCAGCGACUUGACCAUGAAUUGGACUGCAUCAAACAAGAUACAAGGGAAGUAGUGCACAAAUGGAAAGCGGAGCGCGCUGAGAACAAAGACCUUCGCUCCAAGUGCGCUCAGCUCAGACGAGAACUCAAGGCCGCACAGGAUUCUACAGCAGAGAGAACUCCGCGUAUAGUCGAGAUACCAGAGCCUCUUGCAAUAGAGUCUACGACCAUGUCAGACUUGGAAGAUAGCGACGAGGCAGUGUUGGUGGUUCCACCACUAUCCACCUGGAGAGAGAGAGCCGGUAAUGGUUAUGAGAUCUUCGUCGUGGAAGAAGCUUCCGAAGAAGAUGUCUUGAUGGGGUAUAGCUGGGAUAUCAGCUCAAGUCGUGAGGAAGCGGUAUCUCAGAUAAGUGAAUCGUUGCGCCAAGCUGCAUCAAUUGCCGAGGGUAAAGAGUACUACGCAAUAACAGUCCUGGGGAAACGCAUCGUCAGUACAGAUCCUGAAAUCCUUUUCAGGACUUUCGAGACUUGUCAGACGUUAGCUAUUGGGACCGAAAAGGGUAUAGAUAAGUAG
Molecule: messenger RNA, 2760 nt
Organism: Alternaria atra
Lineage: Eukaryota; Fungi; Ascomycota; Dothideomycetes; Pleosporales; Pleosporaceae
Exons: 7
Coding region: 1-2760 (919 amino acids)
Biological process (GO): regulation of gene expression
Cellular component (GO): nucleus
Molecular function (GO): protein binding
Source: RefSeq, a predicted model, not a curated record